Mastomys coucha (southern multimammate mouse) is the source of this 1080-nucleotide messenger RNA. It is a transcript of the gene Cd59, whose product is annotated as CD59 molecule (CD59 blood group). The coding region runs from base 199 to 585 and encodes 128 amino acids. Gene Ontology annotation, molecular function: complement binding. Gene Ontology annotation, cellular component: plasma membrane. Gene Ontology annotation, biological process: negative regulation of activation of membrane attack complex. NCBI's taxonomy places the organism in Eukaryota, Metazoa, Chordata, Mammalia, Rodentia, Muridae. The transcript has 4 exons. The record is from RefSeq and is a predicted model, not a curated record.
CUUUGAACUGAAGAAAUGACUUUUGGGUGUCUGUUGUAGGCUUAGCUACAGCAUGUCCAAGCUCGUAAGGGCAUACAAGCAGGCCCACGAGGCUGCUAACACUGGGUUAUAUUAAGCCUUCCAGACCUUGAUAAGACACAUUCAAAGUGAUUUUGUGACUGCCCUGUUGUCUGGGGACAGAUUUGGUGGAGCAGCACCAUGAGAGCUCAGAGGGGACUCAUUGUACUCCUGCUUCUUCUGGCUGUCCUCUGUUCUACAGGUGACAGCCUCAGAUGCUACAACUGUUUAGACCCGGUUUCUUCAUGCAAAACAAACAGUACUUGCUCUCCUAACCUGGAUUCCUGUCUCGUCGCUGUAUCCGGAAAGCAAGUGUAUCAACAGUGUUGGAGAUCUUCGGAUUGUAAUGCCAAGUUCAUUAUGAGCCGAUUAGAACUGGCAGAGGUACAGUACAGAUGCUGCCAGGUGGACUUGUGUAACAAAAAUCUUGAAGAAGGCAAGCCAAACAAUGCGGCCACCUCCUUACUGGGGAAGACAGCGUUGCUGGGAACCUCGGUUCUGGCAGCCAUUUUGAAGCUUUGUUUCUAAGUCAUCUCUAAGGCCCGGAUGCCUCCUUUCUGUAUCUUUUUCUUUUCUUUUUUUUUUUUCCCCUGCUGCAGCACUCUAAAGCCUUUAUUACUUUCCAGCUGUAUUUGUUUAGGAAACAAUAAAGUUCAGUUGAACAUCUUGGACUAGAGGAAGGGAUGUAUGCAGUGUGGAAGAGCACCGUGCACACAGGGAAUGCCCACUUGCAGUUACAGAGUGAAGUACAUGCGUAGAACACUAAUAGGUUAUAUAAUCUUCCUCUGCCACUUGGGAGGACUGGCUUUCAGUUUCAGCUUAAAUGCGUUUCCGGCAACCCUUAGGGAUAUCUCUCUGGUUCCUGCAAUGUAGCUGAGGAGUGAGAUCAGACAGUAUAUUUAGGAGUGAGUGGGCCAGGAGGAUUCUCCUCACCACUCUGACAGACAUGCUCAAAUGAUCUUCACAGGUCCUGAGCUGGUGUGUAAAUGUUGUGAGUUGUCAGUCAGGGGCAAUGAUUGUUCA